Molecule: messenger RNA, 4330 nt
Organism: Clupea harengus (Atlantic herring)
Lineage: Eukaryota; Metazoa; Chordata; Actinopteri; Clupeiformes; Clupeidae
Gene: iqch
Product: IQ motif containing H
Source: RefSeq, a predicted model, not a curated record
CGGACUUUAAGAGAGCGCGUCGUGUUGUCAUGGUUACGCCCCCGUUGUCAGGGCGAACCAAGAAUUUGUUAAGGGUGCUGGGGGUCAUGUACUGUCGGUGUUUGCAAGGCUGGAUGUAUUUUAAAAUUCACAUGGUGCAGGUAUGACCUACCUAUCUGCGUUUGUAUGGAAACAGAUUAAAGAACACUGACGUUUCUUAGCCAUUCGAUCUGUAUGAAGAAUGGCGGAAAUCCUCAAAAAAGGAGAUGAAAUUGGACGUGUCUUAGUUCAGGUGCAAGAUGACCUGAAACAACUGAAACGGAGCCUACAUCGAGUCACUCUUCAAGACGGAGGCGAGACCUUGGACACCCGAGCUCUGGAGACAGCCAUUCACAGAACUGAAUGUGGAAUACAGAGGCAUACUGAAGAGUAUUUAAAAUCUGUGAAUAAGCACAUUCUGACUCUUCCUUGCAUUGAGAAUGUAGAGACUAAGACUGUGCAGAUACCACAAUGGCGACCACCACUUGAGAGUCUCCCAGGCAGGCGUCAUGAAAAAAGCCAAAAUGUCGGACCCUCACCUGGACAGAAGCACAAGACAGCCUUCAUGCUGCGGCUGGUCUCCAACCCUGUCCAUCCUAAGAUCAGAGACGUGAUGUCCCAGAGCUACGGUGUCCAGUUUCCAGAGCUGCCCAAGAGGACGGCCACUACAAGGCCCAUGAAGAAGGCGGUUACUGGCCGCACUGUCGGUGCGUUAGCCAUCGUGCCGGGCGGAGGCCGGGGCAACCUUUUCCUGGCGCCUCCACUCUCUGAGGAGGACAUGAGGGCUGGACUGGCUAGUCUCCUGGAGAGACCCUGUGACCUGGAUCUAGCGGAGACCCCAGUUCUGCCCAAGGCUGUCCAGCUCCACCUGAGAGAAGACGCCAGUUUCCCCAGGACGGUGUCUAUAGGCAGCUCAGAGAGGGUGUGUAAACUGCGGAAGGACGUGACCCUGCAUAAAGACAUACCUGAGGCUCAUGCGCAGAUGGCUGUUACUCCCCCGACCUCCACGGCCUCCAAGAAGUCCGACAAGCGUCUGGAGGCGCGCAGGGGAACACGUCUCAUCUCCCUCACCUCUUCGGCCACGUCCAAGAGCAAGUUCCCCUUGGUGAUCAUGGAAGGUCAGGCGGACGUAUCGGCACCGGACUUCUGCCGCUUCCAUCAACACUACUGCCUGAGCGGCGGGGAGCUGCGGGACGCGCUUCGCCGGCUGGAGCACGUGCUGCGCUGCUUCGCCGUGCCCGUGGCGCUGGUCAGCGGGGAGCGGCUGGUGGGGCUGGUGCAGAGCGGCGCGCUGGAGGUCAGGGGUCACGGUGGCGGCGUGGGCGGGCUCGGGAAGCACGGCAGCCGUCUCAGCGCCCUGGAGAGCCGCCUGCUCCUGACGCUGGAGAACCACGAGGAGGUGUCGGAGGUGGUGGAGCGGCCCGGGCGGCGCUACCGCGGCGUGGGAGGCAGGGAGGCGGCGGCGGUGCGCAUCCAGGCCUGCUGGAGGCGCCACCGAGAUCGCUCCGCCUACGUGGAGCAGCGCAGACGCAGGUGGGCGGAGGGCACCAUCGCCAUCGCCUGGCUUAUGCACGCCCAGCUGGGCCGAGUCCGCAGGGCCCUGCAGGCGCGGCGUCUGCGCAGUCUCCAGAACUGCCGCCAGAGGGCAAAGUAUUUGGCAGAUAACUGGAAACACAUCAGCACCUCCAGGAGAACCAUCAUCCACAUCCCUUCGUUAGGCUACACCCAGGAGCAGCGCUUCAGCCUGUGGGGUCUGUUUGACAUCAUGCAGAACAGUCAGAUGGGCCGGCUCUGUGACGUGCUGGAUGAUAAUGUAGACGUGAUCUACCUGGCCCCUAAGCCUGUAGGCGAGGACCUGUCUCAGUACUACACGCGCCUCUUGGCCCUGAAGAAUGCUGUGCAACUGGGGGAUCCCGACGCCCCCAAACACCCCUGUGUCAAACGAAUAACCAUCCUCACGCCAGAGGCCUGGCAGCACUUCCCAACCCACAACAUGUGCCUGUCCACCGUGCUAUGGCACAGCCCGCGCACCCUGAAGCGCAUCCGCAACCUGAUCCAGGGCCGGCGGGCCUACAUCGUGGGCGGCGUGCCCCACCCCGACGACCUGCUGGUGGCCGAGGAGCUGGGCGUGCCCGUCCUGGGCCCGGAGCCCGCCGUGGCCCAGCUCUACGGAACCAAGUCUGGGGGCAGGAGGGUGUUCACCGCCGCCGGGGUCCCGGUUCCGCCCGGACAGAGGGACAUCUACACCCUGCAGCAGCUGCAUGAGACGUUGACCCAUCUGAUAACCAACCACAUGGAUGUGCAGCGCUGGCUCUUUAAGAUCGACUCGGAGCUGGGCGGGCGAGGCACGGCCUACUGCGACAUGUGCCACCUGGGCAGCCUGGCAUGGGCACAGCAGCAACAGGCACGCCACCAGCCCCAGCUCUGGAACACCGAGUGGGCAAAGGAGGAAGUUCUUGUUAGGUUCUUGGAGGAGGUCCCUCAGCUUUUGGCUCAGCAUGCGCGCCCAUCCAACAGGACCAUCUACUCCACCUGGGAGCAGUUCCUGGCCCACUUCCUCCGAUACGGUGGUGUGGUGGAGGCCUACCCCCCCUCUGAGAGUGUGACGUGCCUGACGGUGGACCUGCUGGUGGAGCCGGCCGGUGAGGUGCGCGUGCUGUGCUGCGGGGACCAGUUCCACGGGCCCAGCGGUCUGGAGGUGCUCGGCUCGUCCGUGCCGCAGACCUCCAUCUGCCCCGAGGCCCUCCACCGGCUCUGCGACCGCGUGGGCCGCGCCUGCCUGGACAGGGGCAUCCUGGGAUACCUCGCCCUCGACCUGGUCACCUUCCUUCACCCCAGCACCAUGGAGCAGCAGGUAUGGGCUAUUGAUCUGGACCUGGGUUACAGCAAUCAGCUGGUCUUGACCCAACUCACGCUCGCCUUGUCCGGUGCCACCCUGGACUGUCGCACCAGCCGAUUGGAGGUGUCGCUGCCAAUCAAAGAGAAGAACGCCACCCUCUCGCUCAAAGAAGCCAAAGCACAGCCAACACCUGUGACCAGUCGCUACGCUGUGAUAGGCAGUCGGCUGCUUCACACCAACCUGUCCAUGGUGCACUACAGCGUCUUCUUCCAGAUGUGUAAGGCCCAGGGCAUAGGCUUUGACAUCAAGGAAAGGCAAGGCACCCUGUUUGCCCUUCAUGACAGCACAGACAGAUACAGUUUGGGGAUGGUAACACUGUGUGAGGAUCUCCAGGGAUCUCUGAUGACCUUUGCUCGCAACCUGUCUGUCAUUCAUCAGGAAAUAUCCGCCCCAAACAUGCAAGGGGUGUCCAAUUUUAAGGACAUGAUCAAGGACAUCGAGGCUGUGUUGGGUCUUACCAUUCAGAACAAGACUCAAGAAAAGACUGGCCAAACAGAUGGUCUGACCAGCACCGAUCAGGACUAAAGCAACAGACCAGUCAAGCUCUAUGUGUUCAAGAUACUUGUUUGACUUCAUCUUUUGACUACAUCUUUUAUGUUUCUUUCAGAAUACAUUUUAUGUGGAUUAUGUGGAUUCACUGAAAAGACACCAAACAUUACACAAUUAAUUAAGUAAAAAUAGUAAUACAAAUAAUAAUACAUGUAAAAUAAUAGGACUGUGCAUUAUCUAUGAAGAAGAGAAGUCAUGUGGAUUGAACUUAAAGUAAUGAGUUUAAUUUACAAAUUUAAACAGUGAUAUUGUAGUCAGUCAGUGAUUCAGUUUGUCUAACUGAUGGCUUUUAGAGCCGGAACUGUAACAAAUUCCGUUGUUUCCGGGGGACAGAAAUGUUUGCUGGUACAAUGACAGGGUGAGCCGAGAAGUAGCGAGUGUAUUUAAAUUAUUACUGGAUAUUUAAACUGUCGAGUCCUGCUUUUUUAAAUGUGAGGUAGUCGUGAACACUGCGCUUAUACGCAAGGGGAAUUAAAUAAAUAAUGUUUUGUGCCACAGCGAGUCGGCUUACCGUUUUGCCCUGAACACUACUGCAACGUUUACAGCGGUCAAAUACAUGCUAUGUCUAAAUGUAGCAUUAGGUAUCUGAACGCUAAGACAUAGGAAUACACUUAGUUUAUUAUCUGAACGCCUGUACUGUAACGAAGACGUGGUCAAAAUCAACAUAGAGGAUUCAGCUCAGCGACACUUUCUUGAUAAACUAACCAGAAUAAUUGCGUGAUAUGACAGCUUGAUAUGUCAGCUUGAUAUGUCACUCAAUCAUGGAUGUGUAUUCCUCACACUUACGGCUAUUCAUAAAAGGAAUUCAUCUAUCUAAUCGAGCAUGGUGUCUUACUCUUCUAAAUAAAAGGAGUUGUAAUAUUA